This is a messenger RNA of Amoebophrya sp. A25, 2374 nucleotides long. Lineage: Eukaryota; Dinophyceae; Syndiniales; Amoebophryaceae. The record is from the annotation of a GenBank genome assembly.
GUAGAUUCCUGCCUACUUGAUUCCUGUAUCGUCCUAUUCUGAUAACACGUCCUCUAAGGAAAUCAUGUCGAGUUGACAUAUUCUUGUUCCGCCUUUUUUUUUGGACCGUACAUCCUUGUUAAAUUGAUGGGAGUACAAGUAUUCUUCACAAAGUGUAAGCAACACUAUGGCAUCAACGUCCUGGCUGCGUUCUCCUUUCGUAAUUCUGAAGGAUUUGGAGAGUCUGCUGAUCCAAUCUACUUGGUUCAGGAACGAUGUGGUGGAGUUCUUCCUGGAUUGGCGGACACCAGUCGCAACUGCCGUUGGCUACCUCCUCUUCGUUGCGGCAGCGACUACUUUUUCUCGCAAGUACCUGGCACAACGACCACAUGCUGCGUCGACGAGUCAGGGUGCGUCGAGUGAAGGCGGAAAGUCUCCGUCCUCUAGCAUCGGGUGUUAUGGAUCAUGUCUACUUCGAUUAUUCGGGCAUAGUCCACAACACGUCACUUAUGUACUUGUGACGCCGUAACUUCUUCGAUUAUGUCUUCUAUGUCUAUGGUACUCGCAAUGACAUUUAAGAAAUUAUAUCUUCUCAAUUUACAACUGUAAUGAGUAGAUGGAUGGUUACCUAAUCAAUAUUUUUUUUUGUACUAACAAAUAGACGUCAAGGCGCAUCACCUAAAUGCUAACUCACGGCAUUAUCUUCUGGUAGAUACGCAGACAUGAUCCAUCUGACUUUGUGCUAAUCCUCGCGUCCGUGGUUCUGCGGAUCGGAUCUGAAGGCGCUUUCUGUAGGGCAUGACCUUAUUCUUAUUGGCGCUUCGGCAACUAUGUUUGUAGGGUGUUUCUCGGCAGUGGUGGACCGCGUUCAACGGACUUCAGCAGAUUUCCUCCUUUGCGAGGACCCCAACCUAGCAGUGUCUUUGUUUUCGUCUGGUGUCAAAACAAAUUAUGACAGUCAUGCUUUUUUUUUAUAUCUUCAUGCUUUUUAUUUUUUACCUUUCCUGGUAAGGUUGGCAUUGGCUCCACCGCUGUUAUAAGAUUGAAAAAAUAGAGCCAGUAAGUGACUACAGUUAAGAUUAAAAAGGUCCCGAAGCUGCACCUGCAGUGAGUUUUCUUGUCAACAAUAACAAGUUUGUUUGAUUUAGUCGCUUUCAUUCGUACGGCAAUGAGCAGACUCUUCUUGAGGUGACUACAGAAGAUGCAGUGAACAGACUCUUCUUGUGGUCGUUCUUGUACUAUUUGUCGAAAUAUUACGAACUAUUGGACACGAUCUUGCAGCUCGCGCGAGGGCGGCCACCACCACAGUUUUUCCUCCAUGUAUAUUAAGGCUACCGCAAUAAGCUGUUACAGUUCCAGUUGCUACGUGGUUCGAAUGAAUGAAUGUAUGAAUGAAUGAAUGAAUGAAUGAAUAACAUGUAGUUCCUAGACUAAGCAAAAAAGAGAAGGUUAGCUUUCCCUCUAUUCUUAGGUCUAACUAUCCCUUCAUGCAAGUAGACUCAUCAGGUAUGUACUGAAUCAUCCUCCGGAGCAUCAUUCUACCUCAGAGCGGAAGUCAUUCUACUACUUGAAAAGCGGACUAAGGAGGUGAGUCUCAAGGAAGUAGACGAAGAUGUCAACGCGGUCCUUAUUCUCUAAGUGUGUCAUCACAGCUGCGUCCUCGUCAUGGGAUGGGCGUGGUGUACACAGCGCAUGUCUCUGCAGUUCAUCGGAUUGUUGAGCAAUACUUUCGUUCACGUCGUGAUGUACAGCUACUAUUUUUAAGGAUUUUCGCAUUACAUCCCGCACAAACAAAUGCAUUCCCCAGUGCUAAAGAGCCAUCCUUGACUCUUUUCCCAGUAGAAAAGUAGCCAGGGUGGACGUUCUGACAAAGAAAUGGAGCUAGGUACCCGCUAAUAUUUGCAGCGCGCGGUGACAGGUAAAGUACCUUCGUGGAAGCGGUGGGUCACGCAAGUGCAGAUCCUCCAAUUCGCUUUGUCGGUUGGCUGUUUUCUGUACACCAUAUCUGCUUUUAUAGUGCCCGGCAUGCAAUGUGGCGGCUGGCCUGUAACGAUGGUCGGAAAUAUCCUUUUCAACCUGAUGCUCCUUCGAGACUUCUGCAAUCUGGCGGGAAAAAAUGCGGCUAAGGAAAAGAAAGGUUGAAAACGCUACAAGUGUGGGUGUCUGUUGCUGGUGCUUUGAAGAUGUUGAAAACACGACUACGUAUAAUUGCAUGGAGGGGGGUUUAAGUUCUUGGAGACACUACGAAUUUAUUUGGGGUUUGAAGUUCUUAGAAACGCUGUGAGGUCUAAACUUGUUUCAUUUUGAAUACGCUGAGUGGACGAGUGAUCGCAUUGCUUGAUGUUGAAAACGCUAAGAAUGAAUACGCUAAGACUUAAAUCGUGAGUCGAUGUCG